AUGUUGCUCACCAAGGAAGAGGUGCAGGCCAUCACUCUCAACGCCAAGUCGGUGCACAAGUACGCGGAUCAGGCGUUCUUCCCCGCUGAAAUCAACGAAGCCGGCAAGCGCAUCGGCGAUCAGCCGUUCCUCAACUUCUUUGUGCGAUAUCAUCACCGUCAUGCGCCGGAGCAGUACUCGUGGUCACGCUUGCGUCGCGUACUGCUGCUCGAGGACGUAAUGACAGCGCACAAGCCGGACACAGCUCCCGUUGUGACCUCCCCGACGAUUGAGUGGCGCGGAAAGAUAUUCUGGAUCUGCUUCGCUGUGGAGCCGGUGCAGCCACGGUCGUCCUCGUCCGCGGCGCCUAACGAAACAGUGAAGGAGGAGAUAGUGACUCUGCCGCAGCUGUCGAACACGGUUCCAAGGGAAGACGAGGUUUUAGCCUUCUGCGCGGCUAGCGCGAACCAGCGACCGACAGAGGUGUACGCGGACGGAGUGCUCGGCGAGGCACCCGUGGCGCCGCCGGUUUUGCUGGACUCCGGGGAAGUGGCGUCGGCAGCCCAGCUGGUCGCGCAAGACCGUCUGCCGCAUCUGGAGGGUGUGGAGAGCGUCAAUCAGGCGCCGCCGCCGGCGGCGGCGCUCAAUCCGCGCGCGUUUGUGCCGACCCCUCGACAAGUGGAGCUACUUCGUCAAUACAAGACGCAGCACCUGGCACAGCAUCAGUGGACUGAGGAUGAGAUCGAAGAGUCGAAGGUGCUGCGGCAGCGGUACUGCUCCAUGGGUGUGGCGACGGCACCUGUGCGCACAGUCACCUACAUGCAGCACCACCAUGUUGAAGGGCGCAAGCAGCAACAGCAGCCACGGCAUGCGCUCGGGACGUCCUCGUCUGCUGGUGCCGCGACACGGGGUCUGAACGCGUCACAGGCUGCCGAGUUGGAUCUGGCGGAGGAGCCGGCAUCCAGCAUGGCCGCGGAAAGCGGUGACGUCUUUGCUGCGACACACACGCAACGCUCGACCCUCUCUGCAGUCGCGCCAUCAUCACCAUCCGGGGCAACAUCUGCGACAGAUACACCGCUAUCACCAUUUCUGCCACGAAGCGUGUUGCGUGCUCAGCAGCAGCAGCACGCAUCCGCCUCACUCGCCUUGAAUCAGCAUGCCCCCGCCGAAGACCCGUCUUCGAUAUUGAUCCUCGGCGACGGUGCGUCAGCGUCCUACUCUCAGCUGUCCGUGUCGCAAACACCACCGCCCGAGAUGCAGGCGCAGGCGAGCCUGCACCCCGGAUCCUUGACGGCGCUGUCCCAGCAUCUGUCACAGCUCCGUGAAGCCGAGGAGUCCUUCUAUCAAUACAUCAGCGAGGAUUCCCGCAGCGCCUACCUGAACCGACUCGCCGACAUAACGAAGCGCAACAGCGAGACGAACACGCGCAAUCGCCGUCGCGGCAUCGCCAACGAGCGGCGUCUGGAGCGCAAGGGUAAUCUCCUGGAGUCGUGCGGCCUGUGGAUCACUGAUGACAAGGAGCGGGCGAGCAAGGCAGAGGACUACGUCAAGGCGCAGGCAGGCGACUCCAGCAGCACGAGAAAGAACGACGAGAGUACCACGGUCGCCAGCGCGGUGGCCGGCGGCGGCGCUGCCGGCGACGGUGCUGACACUGCAAAGAGCGCCGAGGACGUGUUCGUGGAGCGGUUCAAGGCGUACUACAGCGCGCAGCGGAUUACCUUCGCGGACUGCGCUGAUUCGGAUCUGUUUGCCGACGGCAAUGACGCGGACAUCGGCCCGCUCUUGCAUGCAGCCGCUGUCGUAUUCGAUGCCAGCCCAGAGUCUGACAAGGCUGACUCACCGAGCAGCACUGGCGCCGUGACGGAGGCGAUGCGCCUCGGUCGUCGUCCUGUGCGGCGUCUUUUGCCCAAUCGGCUUCGCACCGAGGAGAGUACGCCUGCGUUGGUACAGGCGCAGCUGGUGCAUCGCAGUACUGUGCGCAUGGCGAAGCGCGCGAGAGAGGAGUGA
This is a messenger RNA of Leishmania major strain Friedlin, 1986 nucleotides long. RefSeq lists its product as hypothetical. NCBI's taxonomy places the organism in Eukaryota, Euglenozoa, Kinetoplastea, Trypanosomatida, Trypanosomatidae. The record is from RefSeq and is a predicted model, not a curated record. The coding region runs from base 1 to 1986 and encodes 661 amino acids. The transcript has a single exon.